Messenger RNA from Patiria miniata (bat star), 3608 nucleotides. Its product is annotated as GTP-binding protein Rhes-like. Lineage: Eukaryota; Metazoa; Echinodermata; Asteroidea; Valvatida; Asterinidae. Gene Ontology annotation, molecular function: GTP binding; GTPase activity. The transcript is spliced from 2 exons. The record is from RefSeq and is a predicted model, not a curated record. The coding region runs from base 561 to 1421 and encodes 286 amino acids.
AUUGGCGGGCUACUGAUAUACGAUUGUAUGAACAGACUGUUGUCAUCAAAAUUUCUGUAUUCAUUCUGGCUAGAAGGGGAGAGCCAUUGUCUUUUCAAGAUUAAAUUUGGUUUAAAAGUUGGACCAUCGCCGCCUACGUAUCUACCAAACUCCUUUGGCUUUGUGUACUUUUCGGACCAGUUUCGUCCUUAUUUCCAAUUUUGGGCAUCUACCCACGCCUUGUUGUGACCUGUCGGCUGUUGUUUAUCAUCAGACACUUCAUCCGAGCGGUCUUGGUGAGGCAUCUCCGUGUCGGAAUCACAUUCUCAUCACCUAGACCCUGUCGUUCCUCCGGCCAGAAGAGCCCGGCGUGGUGUUAAUCUACACCAGUGGACGCCGUCUUGAUUUCAGGUCGUUCUUGGAUUAAUUCCAGAUCGUUGCCGGGUCUGUGUGCUCUGCAUACGUGAUAAACUCUUAUUAGGGCUAUCGCAGAAACGGAACAGUCAACCGAGUUGUAGCCAGUGAGACUCUGAAGUCAUUUCUUGUCCAGACGCUGUCCCCCUUCGUGGAGGGGAACGCCAAUGCCAGCCAACGCCAUGGCGAUGGCGUCCAAGGCUUCCACCCCGGACUCGGAGGUCUCAGCCCCCCCACAGGAGAACUGUUACCGCCUGGUGGUAGUCGGCUCGCCCAAGGUGGGCAAGACGGCCAUCGUCAGCCGAUUCCUAAACGGCAAGUUUGAGGACCAGUACACGCCCACCAUCGAGGACUUCCAUAGGAAAAUCUACAAAAUCAAAGGGCACGUGUACCAACUGGACAUUCUGGACACUUCCGGGAACAAUCCAUUUCCAGCGAUCAAGAAGUUGUCCAUUUUAACAGGAGAUGUUUUCAUCCUCGUUUUCAGCAUCGACAACAAGGACUCAUUCGGCGAGGUACAGCGCCUGCGCAAACAAAUCCUGGAGACCAAGUGCGGCAACGGCGCCAAGUCCGUUCCCAUGGUGAUCGCGGGCAACAAGUGCGAUCGGGAGGGCAGCCGGCAAGUGAACGCUGAGGACGCCCGUCGGGCCUUCGAGUCCUCCAAGAAGUGCACCUUCGUAGAGACUUCGGCCAAGAGGUGCCACAACAUCGACGUGUUGUUCAAGGCGCUGUUUGAGAACGCCAAGAUGCCGAGCGAGAUGAGUCCGUCCCUGCACCGUAAGAUCAGCGCCAGCAGCAGCCCGGCCCUCAAGCCCAGCAGCAACGGCAAGCUGGCCCUGCGGAGGCGCCUCAGCGAGGCCUGCGGUAUGGUGUCACCUAACGCCAGGCGACCCAGCGUCCGGAGUGACCUGCUCCAGUUGCGCUCCAAGGUACAUCGUAACAGUCAGGAUGAAGACGACGAUGACGACGACGAUGACAGGAGCAGUAUCCAAAAGAAACUACGCAAGAUCGCCUGCUGUAUACAGUGAUAAUGAAUGGACAUUUUGAGAUCACGCGUCUGAACUGAACUAUCAGAGAAGUGAACAUGUUUUGUACUAUAAGAAAAAAAACCUGCUUUGUAAACUUGACACGUUUUAUUCAUUUUAACCAAAGCCUUAUUGUUGUCCAGUGAAUGACCAUUUGAGAAGUUAAGAAAACGAAAGUGACGCUAGACGAUUGAAGACACCUUUUUAGGACGUGACAUUGACACCAUCGGGCGACGUGGCUAAUACCAGUAUACACCAACAGUUUUUCAAGCACUCUGGUACACUGAGUCCCGAUGUCAUAUGAAAAUCCGAUUCCUAUGAAAAUCGGACCCCUUUUCCCUAUUAUUGGUUAAUCCCUCGCACGUGACAGGUCACUCUCCCGUAUGUGAUCCUAAAAAUAACAUAUUCUCGUACUUACGCAUGCGUAAUACUACCAAUGAGUCCACAUUUCAUGGAGUUGGAUAUUCACGCUACACCAGCUCAGAUUUGACUACUUUUCAGUGUCAGAUGACACUUUUACGGAUCAAAAUGACACCUAUCUGAGUCCAAAUCUUCCUGGUCAUGUGUAUCAGGAUAUCUCGGUAAAAGUGUCAUUUUGACCCAGAAAAGUGUCAAAAUGACACUUUUGACCCAGAAAAGUGUCAAAAUGACACUUUUGACCCAGAAAAGUGUCAAAAUGACACUUUUGACCCUCACAAAUGUCAGGUCAAUUUGACCUGGAUUCCGGGUGAAAUCUGACUGUAAAUGAUGACAGUUCAGACUAACUCAAAUUACCAUUAAGCAGACGAAACAGGUAUAGAGUUUUUGUGAGGGUUCAAGCUGAACUUUGUAGAAUGGAUUCAGUAAAAGAGCAAAGGAGUAAAAGAGUAUAGCCGGCCGCAUUGUCUGUCGCUUGAAAACGCUUCUCUGCUUCCCAAAACGCCUCUCACGUCGCACCGAACCAUCGAUUCCCCCGGAAAGCUGACCCCGACAACACUGUACAGUGACCUUACACUUCACACAGGAUAGACGUGAUGUGCCUACGAUUUGGUGGACAAGUGUACGUGACGGGUUGCGAUUCACCUGCACCUCGGCGGCAGGCAGCUGUCCGCAUGCACCGCGCCGGAAAACGGACGGACGACACUGUCGGAUUGAUCUAUAGCGCGUUCGGACCAAAGACGGAAAUAUCUGUAUAUUGAGCGAACAAAAGGAUGUAAUUAAGAUACCAAUUCAAGGCGAUACAGUAAUGACUGUGACGCGACUUUGAACGAUGACAGAGAUUUUUUUGUGCCACAAGUUGGUUGCCGCAGGUGUAUUAGUUUUGUAUUGUUUGGAUUCGAUUUUAUAAUAAUGGCGUUUGUUGCAAACAGGGCGCUGUUGGAAGGGCUGAUUUCUUGCACAAAAUUUUGUGAAGGAAUCAUAGGCGCCCAAAGCAUUGUGGGCAGCUUACUGCCUCGUCCAAUGCACGUACAUUCUGUGGGCACGUGUCAUGCACAGGCGCAGAAGGGUUGACUGGUGUUAUUGUUCAGACAAAUUUUUUGUUAUACUAUAAUUCUUAUCAAAAAAUGGUUUAAUUUUGUACAAUUUGGUUAAUGGGCCUUCUUGGUUGAAGCGAUUGUAUUUGUUCUAAACUAUGGAGUCGUAAUACUUACGGUAUGUCAUUAUUGCUUCGGAUAUGUCCGGAAAUAACAACUAAAUUUCUGUGCUGGUAAAAUAAAAUCAGUCAGUUCACAUUGUGUGCUCUACUUACACGUAUAUUACUGGUGAUAUGAUGUGCUUAAAACAAAGCUUCGCGAGAUCUUUCCAUCCACACUCUCUGACCAAUGAAAUGCGCGCUUUGUGUUACGUGCCUGACCUCACAUGAAUAUUCAGGUUGUGCUAAUUAAAUGUUAUGAUUAUUCAUCGUGUGUGAGUGUGACUGUGCUGCUGACCGAAAAUCUCUUUACACUUAAGCAAAAUGGUAAAUUAAUUAUUUUGCAUGAUAAUUUAACUUUUAAUUUGUCACCUUUCGGAAAAGACCAGCAUGGGCCUAUAUCCUAAAGUGAUAUAAAUAACUGUGAUUGACGCCCACGGUCGUUGGAAUCCUUAACACGUCCAAAUCAAUUUACACUCAGUUGAACGUGCAACUAUAUUUGUAUACCAAUCUUAGAUAUUAUAGCAUUUAUGCCUUUUUCGACAGUUUUGCCACCCUAACCUAAAGACCCCCCCCCC